Messenger RNA from Penicillium mononematosum, 318 nucleotides. RefSeq lists its product as uncharacterized. The record is from RefSeq and is a predicted model, not a curated record. The transcript has 2 exons. The coding region runs from base 1 to 318 and encodes 105 amino acids. NCBI's taxonomy places the organism in Eukaryota, Fungi, Ascomycota, Eurotiomycetes, Eurotiales, Aspergillaceae.
AUGGUGGAACCACGUGGAUCACGAAAAAAUUUCAAGUCCACCGUCCACCUUCCACCGCCAGACGGUACUUUCUCUCUUUUCUUCCCCUCUCGCUUCUCUCUUCUGUAUCUUUUGUAUUUGUUUUGCUGUUCGGCUGCCCGGCUGCUCGGCUGUUCUACUUUGCAGUACACCUGCUCUCUGAUCGUGUGUCGUUUGUCGGGUUACACCUUACACGCUUUCCUGCAGCAGCGCCGCAGUUCACCACUUCUCUCUGCAUUCCCGCCUUUUCGAUCUCUCCCAUAUUCUCUGGCAUUUCCUCUAGCCAGAUUUUUUUUCUAA